Haplochromis burtoni (Burton's mouthbrooder) is the source of this 2535-nucleotide messenger RNA. Its product is annotated as beta-glucuronidase-like. The transcript has 7 exons. The coding region runs from base 143 to 871 and encodes 242 amino acids. Gene Ontology annotation, biological process: carbohydrate metabolic process; glucuronoside catabolic process. Gene Ontology annotation, molecular function: beta-glucuronidase activity; carbohydrate binding. The record is from RefSeq and is a predicted model, not a curated record. Lineage: Eukaryota; Metazoa; Chordata; Actinopteri; Cichliformes; Cichlidae.
GGUAAAGGAUUGGACUGGCCCCUAAUUGUAAAGGACUUUAACUUAAUUAAGUGGUUGGGAGCCAACUCGUUCCGUACCAGCCACUACCCCUAUGCUGAGGAGAUCCUGCAGAUGUGUGACCGUCAUGGGAUUGUGGUGAUAGAUGAGUGCCCAGGUGUUGGCAUCAAAGACAUUCGCAGUUUUGCGAAACGCCUCUCUGUCUCACCACUUGGUUGUCAUGGACGAGCUUGUGCGCCGGGACAAGAACCAUCCCUCUGUGGUCAUGUGGUCGGUAGCCAAUGAGCCCGCCUCAGAGAUGCCUCCUGCUGAAUUUUAUUUCAAGACUUUGAUAAAGCAUACCAAAGCUCUGGAUCAUACCCGACCUGUCACCUACAUCACAGACAGUAACUAUGCCAGGGACAAAGGGGCUCCCUUUGUAGAUGUUGUAUGUGUAAACAGUUACUUCUCCUGGUACCAUGAUCCAGGCCACUUGGAGGUCAUUCCUAUUCAGCUCAACGCUCAGUUUGAGAACUGGUAUGGAAAGUACAAGAAACCCAUAAUCCAGAGUGAAUAUGGAGCAGAUGCACUUCCAGGGCUUCACAUGGAUCCGCCCAUGAUGUUCACUGAGGAGUACCAGAAUGCUCUCCUGCAGAGCUACCAUGAUGUGUUUGACCAGAAGAGGAAGCAGUAUGUUAUUGGUGAACUCAUCUGGAACUUUGCAGACUUCAUGACUGCACAAGCAAUCCAUCGUGUGGUGGGGAACAAGAAGGGUAUUUUUACCAGGCAAAGGCAGCCUAAAGCAGCAGCCUUCAUCUUGAGGAGGAGGUACUGGAGACUGGCUAAUGAGACGUGGAGACUGCCUCCUUGGACUAAAUACCCCUGUUCACUCUGAAACUUUGUUGAAGAUUGAUGCAGAAGACCCAUCAAGUCCCACCAUGGUGACAUUCACCGGUGUAGGUGAUCCACUACUUGAUUCUGUGAGCACGGUAGCAGAACAGACUAAUCUUCUGCUGUCGCUUCUGAGGAUGCAGUAUGAUCAGUAGACUCCUGCUCUCACUAUUGUUCAUCUAAAGUGACCUUGGAGUCAUUUUCUAUACAUUGAGCCCUGUGCUGCUCAUUUAAAUCCAAAACCUGCUGCUAGUUCAGUCAUGGUGAUUAAGGAAUGUUUUUUUGUUUGUUUGUUUGUUGUUGUUGUUGUUUUUACAAAAAAGAAUGACCUCUAAGUUAAAAAAGGUUGUCUCUGAACCAUCUUUGAAUUAUAAGUACUUUAAAGCCUUGUAUACACUGCAAGCAAUUUGCUCAUCGCGCAUCGCUUUGAAGCUAAAGGCUCUAUGCUUUUGGACAUUCCAGAUUCAGGUUACCUAGGUGAUCCCCUUUGUAUUUACUAAAAGGUCAGAUGUCAAUCAGUGCAUUUCUUCACUCUCAUUGGUAGUUGCUUCAGUCUCUCGCCCGAAAGUUCAGAAAACAAAGUGGCUAUCACCUGUGAAAAAUAGGUGAUAGCCACUUUGUUUUUUUGUUUUUUUGCCCAAAGUCACUUGAAGUGAAUAUCGUUUACUUUCUGUGGUCUCUCAUCACCACGUCACUGCAAAUCACUUUCAGUGUGUAUGCAGCUUUACAAGUAUUAUCAGCCGUUCCAGUCACUAUGAAGUCACCCGCAUCAAAUAAAGAAUAAAAGCAAAGUUAGGCCUGUUUUACAAUAAAGAAGAGCUAGUCUUUGCUAUCUGAUUGUGGUGAUAACAUUAUUUUAUUUCUGUUUUAUUUUUGCUUCAAAAAUCUUUCAUUCAAGGCUAAGUACAGUGAAGAUGCAUCAUCGGCACUGGGACUUGUAUCGCGUAUGCCUUGCUAGCACCAGGAUGAACCCCUUUUUGCCUUCAGAACUGCUUUUACUCUGUAACAUAGAGUCAACAAGGCACUGGAAAGAUUGCUCAUCUAUGAUAAAAAUCUACCAUUCCACCACAUACCAAAGGUGCUCUAUAGACUGAGAUCUAGUAACUUUGGAGGUCAUGUGAGUAAAGUGAACUCAUUUUCAUGCUCAAGAAAACCAGUUUGAAAUUUGUGAUUUGAGCUGUGUGACAUGGCAUAGUAUCCUGCUGGCAGCAGACCUCAUAAGAUGGGUAAGACCGUGAUCCUGAAUGAUCCUGAAUGGACAUGGUCAGUAACUGUACUCAGGUUGGUUGUACCAUUUUAAACUGUGCUCAAUGGCACUCAAAGGCCAUGUCAUUAGAUACAAGGUGUCAUGUGAUACAUAAAACUGUAUAAAUGAAAAAGGUUGUACUGAAAAUGACUGUCUGGAAGAACAUUCUCUUUCUUGCAAGCAGAUUCUGAUCUUACACUGCAUGUUUAACCAGUCGGGUUAGAUUCUGGGUCAAUUGUUAUUCUCCUUUUACAAGUUUCCUUUAGCCGCUAUCAAUCUUUUUUGGGCCUUUUUAAAAAAAAAUUUAAAAAAAUCAUUUUUAUGCCAGUGACAUUCAACUGUACAGACUGUCGUUCCUAGUUUGCUGUGAUCAGACAGUCGAUUAACAUUUCUAAAUAAAGUAUCACACCAACUGCAAAGCA